AGCUGGAGCGCCGGAGGAAGAGCAGGAUCAGCUGAACUACAGAAGAAUAAACAACCAGGAUAUUUAAUAAAGAGCAGUGUUAAACUGCUGAAAGAGGUGAAGCACAAGCCGUCCAGAAGAAUCUCCUGAAAACGCAGAAAUUGUUUGCUGCAUUUCACAGACAGAUGGAGCCAAGUCCCAACAUGGAGAAACAUCAGCACUCUGUCAAGAGUUUUACUAAACAGAGUGAUAUCAAAAAACACCAGCGCAUUCACACAGGAGAGAAACCACAUCACUGCUCAGACUGUGGGAAGAGUUUUACUAAACAGAGUCAUCUCAAAAAACACCAGCGCAUUCACACAGGAGAGAAACCAUAUCACUGCUCAGACUGUGGGAAGAGUUUUAAUCAACAGAGUACUCUCAAAAUACACCAACGCAUUCACACAGGAGAGAAACCGUAUUACUGCUCCGAUUGUGGGAAGAGUUUUACUCAACAGAGUCAUCUCAAAAUACACCAGCGCAUUCACACAGGAGAGAAACCGUAUUACUGCUCAGACUGUGGGAAGAGUUUUAAUCAACAGAGUGCUCUCAAAAUACACCAACGCAUUCACACAGGAGAGAAACCGUAUCACUGUUCAGACUGUGGGAAGAGUUUUACUGAACAGAGUACUCUCAAACUGCACCAGCGCAUUCACACAGGAGAGAAACCGUAUUACUGCUCAGACUGUGGGAAGAGUUUUACUAAACAGAGUAAUCUCAAAAAACACCAGCGCAUUCACACAGGAGAGAAACCGUAUCACUGCUCAGACUGUGAUAAGUGUUUUACUGAACAGAGUAAUCUCAAACUGCAUCAGCGCAUUCACACAGGAGAGAAACCGUAUCACUGCUCAGACUGUGGGAAGAGUUUUACUUUACAGAGUGAACUUAUAUUACAUCAGUGCAUUCACAAAAGAUAGAAAAGUAUCCCAAAUCUGUUCCUCUGCCAUAAAAAUGCAAACCUUAAAUCUUUCAGACAGCCAAAAACACCUCAUCAUGCACAAAAUCUUCACUCUGUUACAAGAACUUCAUUUAAAAAUGGCUUUUUACAGGUUCAGAAAAAUGAAUCUUAUCCAGAGAUGAUGUUUACUGAAUUUCAUGCUGUGUUUUUAUGUAUGUUUGUAUACCUACAUUAGUUAAUGCCUGCAGAGCUCUUCAACACUUAGUGUUGUGUUUUAAGAAGUUUUUACACACAGAAUCAUAAAUGGUACCACUAACAGCAUAAACUAGGAACAUACAUUUUUACAAUUUUUUCAGUGAUAUGCUGAAUAAAUAGUAAAGCGAUGAUGCUAGCUCAGAGUAAAAUCGUAUAUUAAAUCUCAGCAUUAGCUUUAGAACUAAUAAUAAACAAAAGUGAGGAUUUUAUCAUUCUGGGACAUUUUUAGGUUUAAAAAUUGAAUAUGCUUUGCCAUAAGUAGGAAAUGAUCAUUUGGUCAACUUAUGUCAUUUACAGCCUUAACACAUUCUCAAUUGUUUAAAUAUAAAAACUUUCUUUAUUUUUUCCUCCACUCCACAUUUGUAGUUUGUAGUUGGAGCGAGGGCACUGCCAGUGUUUGCUCCAGAUGUUAGAUUAGCAUUACUUAGUCUUUUAAAAUUUAGAUGUCGUAGUUUAAAGGAGUAGAGUAUUCUUAAGAGUAGAGAAUAUUCUUAGCUUGCAACAAAAGGCCAACAAAAUCCUUUUCAGAGUUAAAAAAAAAACAAAAAAAAAAAAAACGGUCUAGCUGUAGUUUCCAUACUGAAAGCAACACUCAGCAGGCUGUGCAGCAGUAAGACUGCAGGAUCCUUGAUUCCCUCUACUGCACAUGUGUCAAACACAAGGCCCGCGGGCCAAAUGUGGCCACAUCCAAGCGAGAGCUUGUAAGAUCUUAGUGUCUAUAAUAAAUAGGUCAGAAGCGUUCUUUGACCAAAAACUACAUUUCCCACAAUGCUUGUCGAUUGUAUUAUCCGCGAAGUUACGGCUUACUGCCACUACACGGCAGUGUAGUCAUUGAUGUGGAAACCCUGCCGGAGGGAAGGCGUAACUUCGCGGGUGGAAUUGAGACAUACAAACGUUUAUCCCAUAAUGUACAGAAAAAGAGAAGUUGAUGCAGACGGACGGUUGUGCUUCAAGGCGAAAGACCGGUAUGCCUUUUGUGUUACGAAGAGUGUUACUGACCAAAAUAAACGCUUUUUAGAAGAGAUAUAAGUUCUGUGUAAAUAUUUAUAAGACAAUAUAAAUAUUAAUAUUAAUAAACAAUCAUUUUAAUAAACAUCACUGUGACAGCGCUAGUCACAGUUUCACCACAGCAAAGGACGAGGACGUGAAUCACUUAUCUAACCAGCCUGUACUGAUUUCUGCCCCCAAUAACCCUUUCAAUAACCUCCAAUAGCCUUUAAUAGUCUUCAGUAGCCUUCAACAGUCUAACCUUGCAGCCAUGGUGUGUUCUAAACUCCGUAGUUAUAAACAUCCUGAGGUUAGCAGCGCGCUAACUGACCUGUUUAUAAUGUUAUCCGAGCAGUGACUCCGUGACGGCUGCUCUAAACUGCUGCUGUUAGCUGCUUGGGCUGAAAGAUGAACUGUAGAGAGUUGUAUUAUUCGGUUAGUGGGGUUAAAAUCUUUAUUUUCUACACAGAAGAAUUUUAAAAACUGUAAAAACGCUCCAGACUGCCUCAGCUGAGCCCUGUAGCCCGUGGCUGGGCUGUAGCUCUGACUCAGUAAAGACUGCGGGCUUGUGCUGCUGCUGCUGCAGCUCCGACUAGUGGUUGUAUGAGGAACUGCUAAAUCUGAGGAAAUGCUAAAUCUGAGGAAAUGCUAAAUCUGUCACAUGUUCUUAACAGCUCACAAUUUUUAAUUUUAUAUUUAUUAAGCCUUAUUUCAGUAUCAAACGUUUUGAUCAAAGUUAAUGUAACUUGUAUUUUAUGUCAUUCCUAUUCACUAACAUGACAAAUUAAAAGGAUUUAUGUUAAUAGAGCAACAAGCAAACAUUUUUUCCAUGCAACUGUAAUAUUUGAUUGAAUAAAUAGUAUAUUGAGAGUUAUUUAACAUUAAGGAGUAAUUACAUUCAUUUUAUAUUACAUUUGGUUACAUUUUAUUACAUUUAUAAGUUCCAUCUGGCCCUCAGAGGACAGCCAAUAUGCCAAUGUGGCCCUCGGCCAAAAUGAGUUUGACACCCCUGCUCUA
Messenger RNA from Astyanax mexicanus (Mexican tetra), 3175 nucleotides. Its product is annotated as zinc finger protein 239-like. Lineage: Eukaryota; Metazoa; Chordata; Actinopteri; Characiformes; Acestrorhamphidae. Gene Ontology annotation, biological process: regulation of transcription by RNA polymerase II. Gene Ontology annotation, molecular function: RNA polymerase II cis-regulatory region sequence-specific DNA binding; DNA-binding transcription factor activity, RNA polymerase II-specific. The record is from RefSeq and is a predicted model, not a curated record. Bases 165 to 935 code for a protein of 256 amino acids. The transcript has 2 exons.